UGGCGCGGCCGUGGACGUCAGGCUUACACUAGUGGCAAUUGGCUGAGGCUAUGUGGUGCGGACGAGUGCUGGCGCAAGUGAUUGGACGUGUCUUUAGGGGGCGGGGCCUGGAGGCGGGGCUUGCUGCGAAGAGCGUUGAAAUAAGGCGCACAGGACUUCACAGCAUUUCUAGCUGGAAUCUCUGUGUUCUAGGUCAGAUCAGACAUUCUCUCACAAUGCCUGAAAUAAAUACCAGCCAUCUUGAUGAACAACAGGUUCAACUUCUGGCAGAGAUGUGUAUUCUUAUUGAUGAAAAUGACAAUAAAAUUGGGGCUGACACCAAGAAAAAUUGUCACCUGAAUGAAAACAUUGACAAAGGAUUGUUGCAUCGAGCUUUUAGUGUCUUCUUAUUUAAUACUGAAAAUAAGCUCUUGUUACAGCAGAGAUCAGAUGCUAAAAUUACCUUUCCAGGUUGUUUCACCAAUAGUUGCUGUAGUCAUCCAUUAAGUAAUCCAGGGGAGCUUGAAGAAAACAACGCCAUCGGUGUGAAACGAGCUGCGCAGAGGCGCUUGAAAGCGGAACUGGGCAUCCCCUUAGAAGAGGUUGAUCCAAAGGAAAUGCAUUAUCUAACACGAAUUUACUACAAGGCCCAGUCUGAUGGUAUAUGGGGUGAACAUGAAAUUGAUUAUAUUUUGUUUCUGAGGAAGAAUGUAACACUGAAUCCAGAUCCCAAUGAGAUUAAAAGCUAUUGCUAUGUAUCAAAGGAAGAACUCAAAGAAAUGAUGAAGAAAGCAGCCAGUGGUGAAAUUAAGUUAACUCCAUGGUUUAAAAUUAUUGCAGACACUUUUCUCUUUAAAUGGUGGGAUAACUUAAACCAUUUGAGUCAGUUUGUUGACCAUGAAAAAAUACAUAGAAUGUAAAUGUGUAAAUGAGUUGAAAAUUUUUCUACCUUGUAAGAAUGUUUUUUUGUUUUGUUUUGAACUGGACUCCCUUGUAUAAUACAUAGGUAUUUUACAACCAUAUUUUGUUUGAGAAAAAAGCCCAAUUGACUUUCAGUAGUUUGUAUGUAUGUAUGCACUACUGUUUAUAAAAGAUAUGAGAGGUUAUUGCAAAAUUAUGCCAUAAAUAAAACUUAAUUUAGCCUGUCCAAAUACAUGACUAUGAUAAAGAAAUAAGUAGAACUCUUCAUUUUUUACAUUUUCACAAACAUUUUCAGAACACUUUGCUAUUCCUGUUUUUAUACCAUUAAAUUUUAUCAUAGGCCAGAAAAAUGAGCAAAAGAGUUUACUUAGUUGUUUCACAACAGCACUGAUAGAUUAAAUGGUCAAGGCUGGGGAUACGCUCAGUGGUACCAUGAUUGCCUUGCAGGCAUGAAGUCAUGGGUUGUUGAGUUCCUAGUCCUUAAAAUAAUUAUAACACUAAUAACAGGCACAGCAGAUUCAAGGGGGAGUAAAUGGUAUCCAGUCAUCCCUCCUAAUCUCAGGACUCCCUUCAAAACUAAAGUUCUGGGGGGCUGGAGAGAUGGCUCAGUGGUUAAGAGUACUGCCUGCUCUUCCAAAGGUCCUGAGUUCAAUUCCCGGCAACCACAUGGUGGCUCACAACCAUCUGUAAUGAGGUCUGGUGCCCUCUUCUGGCCUGCAGACAUGCACACAGACAGAAUAUAGUAUACAUAAUAAAUAAAUAAAUAUUAAAAAAAAAACUAAAGUUCUGGAAGUUCGAGUCUUGUACAAUAUGACGUUGUAUUUGAUGUAUUCACACGUCACCUCAUCUCUGGGUUGGUUGUAGCACUGACCAAAGUGUAAAUGCUAAUGUGUAUGGUUGUUAUACUAGUGAUCAGUGCACAUCAAAUUUAAUAUACAAUUGGUUUGAACCAUUGGGUGCUUAGCCCACAGUUUUGAAAGGCCUUUUCUAUAUGUUAAUUUCUGUCAUUUUUGGGUGAUUUUAUGCUUUAACCGUCCUGAAAUUAUUUUAUUGCUUAAAGUUAACUAUUAUUUUUUAGUGGUGAUGGUAACUGGUUGAUUCUUUUAAAUAGUUAUUUACCAUUUAACAAAAUCCGUUCUUCAUUAGGGUAAAAGAGAUGCUAGUUACAAGGUGGGAGUGAGUUCUUUAACAGGAGUUGAGAAGACUCUUAGCACCACCAGCACUGGGCUUGGAUAAUCUUGUUUUAGGGGUCUGACCUGGGUGGGGUGUUUAGUAGCAUAUCUGCACCCUUACACUCAAUAGAAUUUAGCACCCCUUUUCUAAGACAACAGAAAAAUGGAGAGGGGGGUGAGUUUUGAGACAGGGUCUCUCUGUGUAGCCCUGGUUUUUCUAGACUCACUCUGUAGACCAGGCUAGCUUUGGAACUCGGGAUGCACCUGCCUCUGUCUCCCAAGUGCUAGUAGUAAAGGCCUGCACCAUCAUACCCAGCAACAACCAGAAUUUCAGUGGAUAAUACCAAGUGUCCGAUAGGAGCAGAGACACCGCUGGUAGAGAACCACUGUAGGCAGGGCUUACUUUAGAAGUGGAAACAGGAGGGAAUAGCAGUGAGGAAGGUGACAAGGAAUAGAUAGAUGUUAUAAGCAUAUAUUGAGAUUCUGAUGUUAUAGGACAGGCAUAUGUUGAGAUUGUGUCUUGAUUGAUGUACUGUUUAAAACUUGCCAUUGGUGUGUCAAAUUUGAGAUCUUAAGAGAACUUUAGACUUAAGUGCUGUAUAAUAAAUACUUUUUACUUACAAAAACUAUAAAUUUUAAUUUCUUGAUAAUUCAGAACAAUUGAUUUAUCUUUGAAGAUAACAGCUAUGUAGCAAAUAUUUAUUGAAAAUUAAAAAUAAAUUAUUUUAAUAUUG
Molecule: messenger RNA, 2806 nt
Organism: Chionomys nivalis (European snow vole)
Lineage: Eukaryota; Metazoa; Chordata; Mammalia; Rodentia; Cricetidae
Gene: Idi1
Product: isopentenyl-diphosphate delta isomerase 1
Exons: 5
Coding region: 51-899 (282 amino acids)
Biological process (GO): isoprenoid biosynthetic process; isopentenyl diphosphate biosynthetic process
Cellular component (GO): cytoplasm
Molecular function (GO): isopentenyl-diphosphate delta-isomerase activity
Source: RefSeq, a predicted model, not a curated record